Molecule: messenger RNA, 1649 nt
Organism: Dimorphilus gyrociliatus
Lineage: Eukaryota; Metazoa; Annelida; Polychaeta; Dinophilidae
Source: the annotation of a GenBank genome assembly
AUAUCUAACGCAUUGUAUAGAUAGUUAUAUCCUCAUACAUCUAAAAACUUAUUAGUAAAAGAAAUACAUUACUUAUAUAGCUGAUUUAUGGAUCGUAAUGCCAGAUGGACAAUAGAACAUUCAUCCGACAAACCUCGUCAAACUGGAAGCUAUCGAGUAAGAAAUGAAGAGAUCGUAAAGGAAACCAGAACUGUUAAGCGUGUUUACCAGCUACAGCCGUCGAAUAAGAGAAAUGCUACGAUUAUUCAGUUGUCGUACGUUGGAGAUGAUAUCUUCUACAUUCUCUUUCAGGGAAGAGACCAAUCCGAAAUAGUCAAAUAUAACUCAAGAAACUUAUCGAAAUCUAUACCAGUUUAUAGGGAACCAAGAUUAAUUUUUGGUUUUGCCAUCGAUCACCAACAACAAUAUAUUUAUUUAUCGAAUCGGUACGAGGGAGCCGUGCAAAUAUGGACAAUGAAGAAAAGACAUCAUAUGCCUAAUCUGGAAAUCAGAUUGAACCAAUUGGGCAGAUUCGUCUCUCAGCUAAAAUUAAUAAAUAACAGACUACUCUUAUGCCUUGAAACGGACGGCGCUCUUAUUUUAAGUAAACAAGACAGUAACGAAAAUGCGAGACCAGAUUGGAAAAUAGAAUGGAAUAGUAAAACCGAAGGUUCAAAGAUUAUUUCGGCCGAUCUCCUAAAUGAAGAAGUCAUAUUACUAUGUGAUGAAAAUAAACAAUCAGUAUUUAUGAUUAACUGGAGAGAUGAUUGUAUCUUAAGAAGGAUUAAUCAAUUAAUAGACCCGAUUGAAAUAAUCAGCUUUCCAGAUGACGAAACAUUCAUCGUCUGUAACGAAAGUUAUAGACUAGAUAUGUACGAUAAGAAUGGAAAUUACAUGAAAAAUUUACUAAUCCCUCUACCAUACGCACCCCAUAGAAUUGCUUUUAAUAAUGACGGAAAUCAGCUAAUAUUCAUUUAUGGAAAAACUAAUAAAAUGUUAGGAAUUUUCUAAUAAUCUACCAUUUUGUUUAUUAUUGUUUCUCCUCUCUCUCUCUCUUUAUUUUUGUAUAUGUUAAUUAGGUUCUUCUUAUUGGAAAAAUAAAUAAAGAUUAAUUGGAUUUUAUUACUUUUUAUUCCAUUUUGUUGAUUAAUACAAAAAAUGGUUUAUAUAUAAGAUAGAAGCGAUCAUUCAUUCAUUUCCUUGCUGAUAACUAGGCUAAAAGAAGGUGUUUAUGUAAUUAUUUAUUUUUAUUAAAACACUAAUCACAUUUCAUAACUAAUAACCAACUUUCUUCUUUGUCAUUAACUACCAAACACUGUUUUGAUAACAAUUUACUUCUAAUAAUCCAAAGUUGUCAGGGAUCUUUGUCUAUCUCCUCAAAGUUUAUUCUUAUUUAAUAAAAAGGUAAUUUCGAGUAAGAAAUCACCAAGUGGUCGAACUUGAAAAGAAGUGCUCGAAAACGUAAUAUUAUUCGGGCUAAAUAUCAAUCAUAAAUUACGACCAUAGUAAUUUAAAUAAUACCAUAAUCAAACAAAACUUGCAAUUGUAAGACUACUGUAUUCAUUUUUUUUUCUCGCUUAAUCGCAAAAGUUCGUGGGAAAAUCUUGCCCACUUUGACUUCUUAUUAGUUUGUACUCUCUUACCGAAAAGAGUGUUAUUUUUUUUUUUUU